AUGGCCUUUUUAUCACAAUUAAGUUUCAGUCAAACGUUUCUUGAAAAUUUAAAGAAGGCCAAGGAUGCAAUUCAACAAAGACCGUUGUCUUCGUUUCUAAAUUAUGGUCAUUCGGAAGAUGUGGAUUUCACACUUGAUGAAAAUAUUAAGAGGGGACUUAAAUUACGUCGUUCUCUAAGUGUUCCAGCAGAAAUCUGGUUUACCGAGUCUGGUGAAACAGAUGAUACAGAAGAUGUUUUCCGUGAUUAUUUAUUUGACUCCGUUGUCCCACCGAACAGUACACAACCUACUGAUUAUUCAUUUUGUAUGGAACCACAAAACCCUAGAUACGAGACAACUCAUUCUCUUGAUGAGCUGAUUAGUGAUAUAAAUGAAAAUAAACUAAUGGAAUUCAGUUCCUAUGAUCCAGAUCAAUUUAUUCAAACACAGAAUACUGAUAACAAUAGUACAUUUGAAAAUGAAAAACACAUUAAUUUAUAUAUAACUAAACAGAAUCAAGAAAAUUCAGUAGUAAAUACAAAUAAAGAUGAAAUGAUCAGUUUAGAGAUAAAAGAUGAAAUGCAGUAUUCAAAUGAUAACAUUGUCAAUGAAAUUCCUACAACAAUAAUUAAAAGUGAUUCGAAUGGUGUCAAUGAGUCACCCUUGUUUGAUGAUGACGAUGUAUUUUUGAAUGGAUCCAAUGAUGAUGAUGAUGAUGCAAACAGUGAAAUUCGUAUAGAACAUGAUGAUUAUCAAUAUGAAACGGAGAGAAAUCGAAAUGAAUCGAUCAAUCAAGAAGAAAAUAUACCUUUUAAUAUAAAUGAAGAAGGAAAUGGUGAUCAUAUUCCGCCUAGAAGAAAAUACACACUAAAAUCAUUCGAAUUACCUGUUUCCCCUUCAAGUAAUACAAAUUCAAAACUUCCAGCAUUAUCAAGAAAUAAAACAUUACCUAUUAUUAAAAGAAGAUCUAAAAAAACAUCUAGUAUUAAUCCGAAUCAAGUUCAUGUACGUGGAAAGAGAUUUAAAUCGGACAGUGAUUAUUCGAUAUUAGAAGAAUCUACACUGAAAUUGCCGCCAAUAAUUUCAAAGUAUCCAAAUCAACAAUCAUUUAUUCAAAUAAUUGAAAGUGACGGGAAAGGAAACAACAAAUUAAAACAAAAUUCUAGCGAUAAUAAUAAUAUGAACAAUAAUGAUAUUGAUGAUGACGAUGAUAAUGGAAGUGAAGAAAAUGUAAUCACUGGUAUUGAACAUAGUUUAUCGUUUAAUACACCAGUCAAAUUUUCAAUGGAAUCCUUGGACAAAUUACCAUUUAUAACGGAUUCCAAUGAAAAUAAAACUACAAUGUCAACAUUAAAUAUUUUUAAUCACGAUGUGUAUUCCGACGAUUGUGCUUGCCUUGAUGGCGAUUUGAACAGACCAUUGGAAAAUGACAAUGAUAACAUUUUACUAAAACCAGAUAAUUCUACGAAUAAUAAACGACACAGUAUUAUUAUUAAUCUUGAACCAAUCCUUCCAAUAAUUGAAACCAAUAAUAACUCAAUAGUGUUUGAAACAUUCAGAAAAAAAUCUAUCCCAUUGCCAUUUUCUAAACCGAAGGGUUAUUGGCCUAAUAAAACGGCACGUAUUGACAAAGAUGUACAAUUUGCUUUUGUUCCAAUCAAUCAAUCUGAUGUACCAUUAAAUUCAGCAAAUGAACCAACUGAAAGAAAACCGAUUGAGUUGAAAUCUGAACGUUCAACUAUCAGAAAGCAACGGAUUGGUCAAAUUUCACAAACAAAUUCCGAUAGUUUGGGAUUAACAAUGAUAGAUUCAUUAAAAAAAGUACAAAAAGCUGUUAAAGACAAUGUUCCAAUGCACAAUCCACCAAUAAAAAGACACAUAAAACCACGACCUAAUCCUGAUGAUUUUUGUAUGACGAUGUGGAGUUAUCAAGAAAUAAAACACGAAGAAGUUCCACUUCCUGAAUUACUCGAAAUUCUUCUGUCAGGGAAAUCAGAUUUAAUUUCAAAAAGAGUUUUCGGUGAAAUUCAACCACAUCGUAAUUUAGCACAAGAAUUAAGAACUGCUAUCGAGACAAUUUAUUGUGUCUUGCCAAAAUCGCAUGCAUUUGGUAGUAUAGCUAAUUUAAUUGGAAUACGACCAGGUUAUAAACUAGAAACACAAAUAUUAAAACAUGGUCAUACACAAAAAGAAUACAAAAAUAUACUUAUUAAAACACUUCGAGAUGCAUUUAAACAUAGUACAAUGCAACAAGUGAUAUCGAUUCAACAAAAUUAUGAUUUAGAAAAAUUAAUUAUACAAAUUGCUGAAGUAUGCAGUAUAGUAGCGACAGAAUUAAUAGGAUCAGAUACAGCAAAACCUGGUAAACAUUUUACAGGUUUAAACUUGGAAACACUAAUCAUGAAUCUGGUCAAAGGGGCUAUUUAUGACACUCCACUUUCUAAUCGUGGCGUUUUAAGUGGAUUAUUAGCUGCAGCUGGGGGUGGGAUUGAAGCUUUACUGGGUUUGAUUGAAUCGGUCGGCGGUGGUGCUGAAGGAUUAGCUAGGCUACUAGCUUCAGGUGCUAAUCCAUCUGAAGCUUUAGGUGAAUUAUUAAGAGGUCUCGAUGAUGAUCCACUAAAUGCUUUAAAACAACUUGCCAACGCUAUGGGUGGAGGUGUCGAUGGAAUUAAAAAUAUAUUGAAUGCACUAGGUGGUGAUAAACAAACAGCUUUAAAAGAAUUAAUCAAACAAGUUGGCGGUGGCGCUGAAGGAAUUAAAAAUCUAUUUGAAGCUGCUGGUGGUAUCAAAGAAUUAAUGGAAAGUUUAUUUGGUGAAGGUUCAGAAGGAUUAGCUGGCUUAAUAGCAGCUGCUGGAGGUGAAUUAGAAGGUUUAAAGAAUUUGAUACAAGCUGCUGGUGGUGGAGUUGAAGGAAUUAGAAAUUUAUUACAAUUAAGCGGUGAUCAUGUAACUGGAUUGAAAAAUCUUUUAACUGCUAUCGGUGGAGAUAAUGUAGCUGAUGCCUUGUCUACUCUCAUAAAAGCUGCCGGUGGUGUAAAAGAUGGAUUGUCCUCUUUAUUACAAGAAUCUGGUGGUGGUCUCAAAGGUUUGGAAAAUUUACUUGAAGCUGUUGGUGGUGGUGUCGAAGGGUUGAAAAAUCUAUUGAAAGCAACAGGUGAUAAUCCAACUGAAGCAUUGGCUAACAUUUUAGCUGCCGCUGGUGGUGGAAUAGAAGGUUUAAAGAAUCUGUUGGAAGCUGUAGGUGGUGGUGCUGAGGGAUUAAAAAGUUUGUUGAAUGUAAUGGGCGAUAAUCCAAACGAAGCUUUAUCUAAUAUCUUAAAAGCUUCUGGUGGAGGUAGUGAAGCCCUAAAAAACUUACUCGAGUCGAUCGGGGGAGGGGUUGAAGGCUUGCAAACACUUUUACAGGCAUUAGGAGGUGAUCCUACACAAGCGUUAGCCAAUUUAAUCGCUUCUGUUGGCGGAGGAGAAGAAGGCUUGAGGAAUUUCAUUGAAGCAGUUGGUGGCGGUGCUUCUGGACUGGCUAAUCUUUUAAAAUCUUUAGGUGGUUCUACUAAAGAAGCCUUAGAAGCUUUGCUAACUGCUUCAGGUGGAGGAAUAGAAGGUUUGAAAAAUUUAGUGUCUGCAGCUGGUGGAGGAGCGGAAGGCUUGAAAAAUAUCAUAGAAGCUGCUGGAGGUGGUUUAGAAGGAUUAAAAAACCUUUUAUCUUCAAUUGGAGAUGAACCUAUUGAGUCGUUGAGAUCACUAUUGUCAAAUAUUGGAGGCGGUGUUGCAAAUCUAAUUACAGCUUCUGGGGGCGGUGCAUCUGGCUUAAAAAAUCUGUUUGAUGCAGUUGGUGGAGGUGUACAAGGUUUAACCAAUUUAUUGAGUGCAUUAGGUAGUGAUAUGAAUGAGGCACUAAUUAACCUACUUAACGUAACUGGUAACCAAGAAGAAGAUUUCAAGAAUUUAAUUGAAGCAUUAGGUGGUGGUGUUGAAGGUCUUGACAAUUUAUUCAAAGUUAUCGGUGACAAAGUUGGUAUUGAAGGUUUAUUAAGAACACUAGGUGGUGGAGCUAAAGGUUUAGCAACUUUGUUGAAUUCAUUUGGUGAAAAUGGCAAUAAAGAAGAAGUAAUAAAAAAAUUAAUAGAAAUGUCUGGCGGAGGUGUAGAAGGAUUAGCUGCUUUAUUAAAAUCUGCUGGUGGCAGUAUAGAUUCUAUCAAAGAAAUCUUGAAUGCAUUUGGUGGUGGACAUGAAGCAUUAGCUAAAUUACUGGCAUCAUGUGGUGAUAAUCCAGCAGAAGCAUUAAAAGUCUUGUUGGAAAUGUUAGGUGGUGAUGAAAACGCAUUACGAAAUUUAUUAUUAGCCAGUGGACUUGAUCCAAAUGAUCCAAGUGCUUUGAAAUUACUUUUUGAAUCAUUAGGUGGAGCUGAUGUAGGUCUCACAAUUUUAGUUAAUGCUAUGGGUGGUGGUGAAGAAGGAAUGAAGAGAUUGUUGAAAACACUUGGUGAUGAUGGACUUGCUAAUCUUAUCACAGCAGCUGGUGGUGGAGAAAAUGGAAUGGAAGCUUUAAUUAAAGCUAUAGGUGGUAAAGGUGUUGAAGGUUUGACAGCGUUCAUUAAUCUAUUAGGUGGAAAAGAACAUGGUCUGGCAACUUUAAUUGCAGCUGCUGGUGGUGGACAGGUUGGACUAGCCGCAUUACUAAAAGCCGCUGGAAAGUUUUCUGAAGAUGGAGAUGGUUUAGCGGCAUUGAUUGCAGCAGUUGGUGGUGGUGCUGAAGGUCUAGAAGUAUUAAUAAAUGCGGCUGGUGGAGAUGAAGAAGGAUUGAAUAACUUAUUACAAGCAGCUGGUGCAACAGACUCUAAUUCAAAAGCUAAUAUUUUAAAAACUUUGAUUACUGCUGGAGGUGGAGGUCAAGAAGGUUUCAAUAAUCUUCUAAAAAUACUUUCUCGAGGUAAACAAAAAAAACCAAUAGAUGGAUUGUCGAAUUUAUUAAAAGUACUUGGAAAUAAUCCAGAUACAUUAGGAAUUCUUUUAGAAGCGAUCGGUGGUAAUUCAGAUGGAUUAGCGGAUAUAUUGGCAGCGGCCGGUGGAGGUGCAGAAGCCUUACAGCUCUUGAUUAAUGCAGCAGGCGGCGGUGCUGAAGGUUUAGUUAAUUUAUUAGCUGCAGCUAAACUUGACAGUCUACAACAAUUAGCAGAUGUUUUAGCUGCUGCAGGUCUUAGUGAUGAUCUUGUUUCAGCUGCUAGAUCGGGUAAUUUAUCGGAAUUUUCAGCGAAAGAACUGUGUAGAGAAGAAAAAGAAUGGCUUCGUACACGUCCGACUGGCCCUAUCAAUUUCUUUCGCAAACUUACAACUACAAAACAAAAUUAUAGAAAAUGGAAAAAAUUAACUGAAAUGGCUUUGGCAGCACAGAAAGAACUAGACUUGACUAUUCUGCCGGAAUUUUCUCAGUCAACUAUUGAAUCAUCACUACUUGAUCUUCACCCAUAUCGACAAUGUAAUCAAGAGCAGUUAAACAAAUUUGCUACUCAAUUAAAUUCUGAUAUUCUAAAAUCUCUUAAAACGCAAAUGAUACGGUUAGAUAAAAAAAUUGAUUUUGAUUUAAAAGAAACAGAUUUAUUCAACGAAAAUCUAUGUCUUGAAGAACAACGUCUUAGACAAGAAAAAAUAGAAGACGGAAAUGAAACAUUUGAUUUAACAAAAAGUCAAUUAUUUAGUGAAGACGAACAUAAAAAAGAAGAAGAGCUGUUAUUGGAAAGCAAACGAUUAAUAGAAGCAUUCGAAAAUCACGUUAAUAUGCGUAAAAAGCUCAGAGAUGAAGAAAUCUUAGCUAAAUAUAAAAAUAAGGAUGAAUUAGUUAUUCCUGAACUAGAAGGCUUUCAACAUACUGCUGACAAUGUUAAUCUUCAUGAAUUAAAACUUGAGGAAGUAUUGACUGAACUUACAAAUGAAGAUGAAGAAGAAGAAGACAAAGAAGUUGAAGAAACGCAUGAAGACAUACGCAAAUCAACAAGAGUACAAUCACGACUUCUAAUAGUACAUGAUUUAUUACGUGAGAGUAUAGGUCUUGAACGAAAUUUAAAGAUUACUCCCGCUUUCGUGUGGUCAUACUUUGAGUUACUCAGAAAAAUGGAUAAUAAACUUCAAUUAGCAGUUUCUUCUGAUCCAGGAGACGAUAAUAGAAUGAAUUCAUCACUGGAUGUUAUUGUUUGA
This is a messenger RNA of Schistosoma spindalis, 6171 nucleotides long. The record is from the annotation of a GenBank genome assembly. Lineage: Eukaryota; Metazoa; Platyhelminthes; Trematoda; Strigeidida; Schistosomatidae.